CGAGAGGUUACGGAGGGUACACAUGUUGUCACGUAACCGUAGCAUUUGACACGUCAAACCGAUCAGUCUCCCGUUAAACCGGAUAAGCAUUAAACGGGUGAUCAUGACCAUGAUGUUCCCCGUCGACGUGAACGCAUCUAUGAGCGACCUAAACCUUUUAAACUAGCUCUUUCUAUUUUACGCGCUGAUCGAAGUUAGGAAAGGAGGCGAUCUGGAUUCUUACUGUUACGGGAUGUGAUGCGAGGGAUCGACCACCGAACAUGCCAAAAUUUCGAAUGCUUCCGCGUACCUCGCGCAUCGUGGCAUUAUGUUCCGCCGCGAAUUUCAUAAACGCAGCGGAUCGCGUUAUAAUGCCCGUAGCGAUCGUCCCCAUGGCCGACGAAUUCAAAUGGAAUCUGUAUUGGCAAGGCUGGAUACUCUCUGCCUUUGCUUUCGGUUAUUUUACUAGUCAGAUUAUCGGUGCAAGUACAGCGAGUCGUUUUGGGUGUAAAACGGUACUAAUGUUGGCUGUUUUAUUGUGGUCUAUUAGCACGGUCGUAACUCCGAUUUUAGCACAGUCGGUUCCACUGCUCAUCGUUUGUAGAGUGGUUUUGGGACUCGGAGAAGGCCUAGGUCUACCAGUUAUUUUUCACCUGUUUGCUCACAACGUACCCGUGGAGGAGAGAUCCAGAGCAUUUGGGUACCUUGUAGCAGCUGGCUCUGUAGGACAAGUGGUUGCAUCCGUUCUGUGCCCACAUUUGUCGUGGCAAACAGGAUUUUAUUUAUUCGGUAUAAUUGGUAUUGUAUGGACACUUCUAUGGUUGAUACUUUACCACGAGACUAAUUCUCAAGACGAAAUUCCAUUAUUUGUACCUAAGGUAACGCAAAAUCGAAGUUUACGAUGGACGGAAUUCAUUUCGCAUUGGGCUCUGUGGGCACUGUACAUAGCACAUUUCGCAAUGAAUUGGAGCAACUAUAUAAUAAUGCAAUGGUUACCGACUUAUCUAGCCAGGAGUCUCUCUGCCAACAAAGAGAGUAUUAGUUUCACGGCACUUCCGUAUAUUGUCAACUCUCUCGUUGGCAUAGUUGCCGGACACAGUGCCGAUAAUUUAAUACAGAAGAGAUGGUCCGUUUUGUCUGUGAGAAGGUUGAUGACAAACAUAGGCCUGGUCGGUCCCGGCGCGUUCCUGUUAGCUUUCUGCGCCGUCGACAAUUUGCUCGCUGCAGUGAUCUUCGUGUCGAUCUCCAUGGGGCUCUGCGCGUGCAAUUCUGCCGGCCACCUGAGUAAUCACGCGGACAUAGCGCCUAAUCACGCAGGAAUCACGUUUGCAGUUUCAAAUACAAUUGCAACUGUACCGGGUAUUCUGUGUGGCCCGUUAACAGCCGAACUUGUGACUGCGUCGCACGGUCGUUGGAUGCCCGUUUUUGUUCUGGCUGCAGCGAUCAAUUUCACGGGGGCCAUCAUAUACCAAAGUCACAGUUCCGCGCUUCCGGUAUUGUGAUGAUUAUAGGUGUUUCAACUGAAAGUCUUUUACCGGAAUCAACGAAGAUGCGCGAUUAAAACUCCGCUCCGUAAGCGCACCUUUCUCGAUUGUGGCUGACGAGAAUUUUAAUGACAUGGCGCGUUUACGCGUUAUUUGAAGACAUAUCAAAGCAUAGAGGAAACUUAUGUCGAAAGAGAAUUCCCGAUAUUGUUUAUCGUUCGGCUUCGCAGCUUCCGUCGAUCUAACGCCUACCGUUCGUUACACAGAAGCACAGCGUUCAUAGUUUUCUGUACGCGCUGGAAUUGGUUGAAUGGUUUCCUCACCGAAUCGUCAAAUAUAUAUAUAGUCUGAUUAUUUUCAAUUCGUAUGUUUUAACGAAUACAUAAGAAAAUAUCUUGUGAUACGUUCUAAUGUCAGGAUGAGAGAGAAUUUCAUUUUAAACACGACUGUAUAUGCAUGAAAAAUGAGACUGUAUACAAAGAAGAAGAGAUUUAACUUUCACAUAUUACGACUUAAAUAUGUUUGGCGCACCAUCGAAAUAGAAAUAUAUUAAUAAUUAAUAUACGCAGUGUAUCACAGUAAGUAAAUAAAAAAAUAUAUGUUUUCUA
Messenger RNA from Ceratina calcarata, 2071 nucleotides. RefSeq names its product sodium-dependent phosphate transport protein 1, chloroplastic. Gene Ontology annotation, molecular function: transmembrane transporter activity. Gene Ontology annotation, cellular component: membrane. The record is from RefSeq and is a predicted model, not a curated record. The transcript is spliced from 8 exons. Bases 261 to 1481 code for a protein of 406 amino acids. Gene Ontology annotation, biological process: monoatomic anion transport; transmembrane transport. NCBI's taxonomy places the organism in Eukaryota, Metazoa, Arthropoda, Insecta, Hymenoptera, Apidae.